GUGGGCAAAAAUCAGGCGAAACAGAUGUAUGUAUGAAAAAUCUACGACGAAAACAUUGAAUCUUAUCAAACAUGACAUUUGGGUUAUUAACAAUGUGUCGCAUUUACUGAUAUAUUAUAUUGAGGAAUUUAAGAUUUAAUUACAGAUAUGUCAGUCUUUCGACCACGCUUUUGUAAACGUAUAUAUGACAAAUAUUCUUAGUCGUGUCGUUAUUAGUAUUGAACAUUAUAAGUACUCAGGAGCAAAUUACAAUAAAUAGAUAUCCAAUAAAGACAAUGUGUGCUUAUUGUAAAACGUUGUUCAGGCUUACUUGCAUUUUUGGAAUAUGUGGCGGUUUUACAAGUACCGACAGUUCAAACAAAUAUCCGUCAUGGUCAGAAUGGGGACUAUGGGAAUGUCAUAAUGAACAGAUUACAUGCGUAUUGUAUCGGUACAGAUAUUGCUUAGGUGGAAUAGGCGAAGAUUGCGAGAUGAUUGGCAGUAAAUCUUUUGACAUGAAGCGGUGUGACGACAGCCGCCAAAAUGCAAAUGUGACCUCAGUUCCCACAUUACCAACGACUACGAAGGGGCUUUCUUUUAUUUCUGUCGUUACAAAGACGUCAUUUGCGUCUUUUGACCCGUCGUCUGUCGUUAUACCAUUUACAAAGUCAUCAGUGACGACUACUUCUCCAAGUACUGCAAUCCCUAUAUAUUGGUUGGAAUGGACAGGCUGGGAUUGUCAGGAAACAUCGGGUGUGUGCUUAAUGAGGAAAAUAAGAAAUUGCUCAACGUACAUCUCAGAGGACUGUGAAGAUAAACUGGGAGAUGACCCUUACGAAGUUCGUACAUGCAGAAAAGAAAUAUGUCCAGCUAACUGGCUAGCAUGGGGCGAAUGGAGAUGUAAAAUGGGAUACAAUGGUUCUUGCAAUAUGAAACGGACUAGAGAGUGUUCUACGGGCUCUACCGAAGCAUGCGGACUAAUAUCUUCAAUAUCACUGCCAUGUGAGAAGCAAGUUUGCCCAGACAAGUUUGAACUUCAGCAGUCUGGUCAAUGCAAGGGGUUUAAUGCUACUAGUUGCGCAGACGCUUCAUCUUGCAGCGUUAUUACAGAUAUGCAUCAGCUAAUUUGUCAAUUUAAAGAUACGGCAACCAAAGAUUGUCCGAAGGCAUGCGGAUGUUGUGAAGAGGAGGCACAUUGGUCGGAAUGGAGUAACUGGGAGUGUCAAAGAUUGCCAAACAACACGUGCAGAAUGAAACAGACAAGGAAAUGUUCAGCUAAUAAUACAAAUGACUGUAAAGGAAUGUCUGAAGUAAUAGCAGCGUGUUCUGACAGCAUUUGUCCAGGUUUAUCUACUCACGUGUCAACAAUACUGCCAACUACAAUUGGGUCCAUAUCAACUUUGACAACAGUUCUUAACUCUUCACAAUGGUCUGAAUGGUUUUAUGGAAACUGUUCUGUGAGUUGUGGUAACGGAACAACAACCAGACUGAGGCAUUGUAACACUGGACAUGACGGAGACUGUACCGGGAAGCCAUUUGAGACGGUACCUUGUUAUGCCAGCGUCUGUCCAGCUCAAACCUCUGCGCAAUGGUCUGGCUGGUUCAAUGGAAAAUGUUCUGUCAGUUGCGGUAAUGGAACAACAACCAGACUGAGGCAUUGUAGCACCGGAAAUGAUGAAGACUGCGUUGGAAGUCCCUUUGAAACAGUUCCCUGUACUGCCACUGAUUGCUCUGGAUUGUGCGUGACGUCAGCAUUUAUAGUUGGUAUCAGCGGAUUUCUUUUGCAACCAAUAAAGCGAUAUGAUUGUAAUUUCGAUCACAGUAUGUGCGCGUACCAGACAAGCACGUGGUCCCACGUGAUGCAUUGGUCUUGGUACCACGUCUCAUCAUCGUCUGCUAUUCUUUCUAAAGACCAUACUAACAAUAAAGACGGUAUUGGUCGCGUAUUGAAUGUUCAGGCUUCAACUUUAAACAAGCCAGGAGACACAGUUAGGAUUUCAUCCGGUGUCCUUUCCUUUCCGAAUAUCAAAUAUGUAUCGGUAGGGUUUUGGUAUAAUUUUAAUGGAACUAACCCACUCACCCUUAAAGUCUAUGUGAAUGGAAGUGCCUCCAGUGCAGCCAUUUAUUCAAAGGACGGUCGUUACGGAACAAACCGCUGGAGACAUGGCUGUGCUACGACGGCUGUCAGCACAAGCAAUAUAAAGGUGAAUUUUGUGGCCGUAGUUACACAUCCUCAAACAUCCGGGUCAUUGGCGAUCGAUGACGUCACAGUGGAUGAAGGUUACAUAUGCCAUGAUCUCAGUCACACUUCUUCAACGACAACAAAUUAUCACGUGACAACUUCAUCGACCAUUCACGCGACCACAACGAAAUAUCAAGCUUCGUCAUCAGUGUCGUGUGAUUUUGAAUCGCCUUUUGUUUGUGGAUACCACCAAAACUCAGGUGAUAAAUUUGACUGGACAAGACAUGCUGGAACAACUAUAUCGUCUGAUACAGGACCGAAUGGUGACCAUACAACAGGGCGUGGUCAUUACUUGUACAUAGAAGCGUCAUCGCCGAGGAAACCAAAUGAAACGGCUAUCAUUGAGUCGCCCUCAUUCAAAGCCAACGGCCACGAACGUGUUUUGUUCUGGUACAAUAUGUAUGGAAAUAACAUCGGGGCUUUAAAGGUGUACCUUGCAAGAUAUGGUGUCAAAGGAAGUCCAGUUUUUGCAAAAACGUCAGGUUCUUCCUCAUCCAUUUGGCGCCAAGCCUGUAUUGAUGUUACAACUGUAGCCUCGAGUGUUCAAGUUGUAUUUGAAGGCGUUAUUGGAAACGGUUUCGCUGGAGAUAUUGCAAUUGAUGACGUCAAAUUAGAAAAUGGAAGCUGUAAGACAGGAACUGCUGUAAACGGUCAUUGGGGAUCAUGGAGUUCUUAUAGCGCAUGCUCAGUGACCUGUGGAGUCGGUCACGUGACCAGUCGCCGAUACUGUAACAACCCAGCACCUUCAAAUGGCGGUAAUAACUGUACAGGGAAUUCUACAAGACAGACACCGUGUCACAAUCCUUCAUGCACAGUGAACGCAGGUUGGUCAACUUGGAGUACUUGGUCGAAAUGCUCAGCAUCUUGUGACCUUGGAACAAUAACACGUGUUCGCACAUGCAACAGUCAAGCAUUGCCGUCUGGUGGAAGCACUUGUACUGGGCACAAAACAGAAACACAUGAUUGCUCACUGGGACAAUGCCCAACUUGGUCGCAUUGGUUUGACGGUACUUGUAGUUCAACUUGUGGAAACGGAACAAUAGAGCGUCUCCGCACGUGCAGUACAGGGACACAGUCUGACUGCGUAGGAAUUUCCACGCAAAUAGUUCCAUGCGAAGGAGUAGAUUGUAUAUAAUAUUGAUAUUAAAUAAUA
Molecule: messenger RNA, 3374 nt
Organism: Mercenaria mercenaria
Lineage: Eukaryota; Metazoa; Mollusca; Bivalvia; Venerida; Veneridae
Exons: 20
Coding region: 276-3356 (1026 amino acids)
Cellular component (GO): membrane
Source: RefSeq, a predicted model, not a curated record